GGGAAAGCCCCUACAAGUUAAAGCUACAACAUAAAUUCUACAGGUUAUCCUCAAUCUCACACCAGAACUGAAACAAAAACAAAAGAACCUCGAGAUGUCACUCAAUGCUGAAGGUACCGAUACUUCAAAUAGGGAUCAAGUACUACAGAACCAAGGAGAAUCUACACAUGUCCUUCGAAAGCACAUAUUAGUCCCAAACCAACUAGCAGCAUUCCAGUCCUCAGACACGCACAAAGCUAUCGUUUCUUACAUAGAAACACUCAAUGAGGCUGUCGUAGGCGCAAAGCUCACUGAUCAGUGCUCAGAAUCUCCUGGUGUAAAAGCAGUGAUACAUUUACUGGAUCAGAUCGAGAAAAUAGCCAAUGACACGCCCCCUGUCGAGAAUAAGGCCUCGAGAUUCGGCAAUCCUGCGUUUAGGACUUUCUACGACAAAGUACAGGAUUUAGCCCCUUCAAUGCACGAAAACUUGCCAAACCUUCCCAGCCAAGACAUCCCAGAAGUAUCCGGUUAUCUUAUCGAAGCAUGGGGAAAUCGCACCCGCAUCGACUAUGGCAGUGGCAUGGAGCUGAACUUUCUGUGUUGGCUGAUUUGUCUUGAACGUCUCAAAGUUGUCGAGGAAAGGGAUCACAUUGCACUUGUAAUCAAAGUAUUUUGGAGAUAUCUGGAGAUAAUGAGGAUUCUCCAGUCCACUUAUUGGCUUGAACCUGCCGGCUCACAUGGGGUCUGGGGCCUGGAUGACUAUCACUUCCUGCCCUUCUUGUUCGGCUCAGCUCAACUUCGAGGGCACAAGUUCGUUAGGCCGAAAGCCAUACAUGAUGCGGAGAUUGUUGACGAGUUGUCGAAGAAUUAUAUGUACUUCUCUUGUAUCAAAUUUAUCAACUCGAUCAAAACAGCAUCGUUGCGAUGGCACUCUCCCAUGUUAGAUGAUAUCUCAGCGGUGAAGACUUGGGAAAAAGUAAACUCGGGCAUGAUCAAGAUGUAUUUGGCUGAAGUACUGGGCAAGCUGCCUGUAAUCCAGCAUUUCCUUUUUGGUUCUAUUCUUCCAUACGAUGGACCCUCAAAUGUAUUUAACGCCAUCAAUCCUGAAGACCCCCACUGGGGGCAUGCACACGCCCACUCCGAACUGGAGGCUAAAAGCGGAUGGGGCGAUUGUUGUGGUAUACCGGUACCAAGUGCGUUCGCUGCAGCUAGGGCGGAGCAGGAGAAGGGUCAGCCUGGGACCAGGCUUACAGGCCCUGGAAUUCGACCCGUACCAUUCGAUUAAUGAGAAGGACCAAACAGCAUAGUUCUUAUUUCUAGUUUAUCACAGCAAUAUACUGUACAUUUUUGUUAUCGUGACCUUGUCUCAAGGAAUAUUCAUAUUCUUUCUCUCGUUCUUAUGACCCACGAUGUCUUUGAUGAGCCCUUUACAGAUGUCUACCAUUGCUUUUCGGCUUUCCCAAAGAGGGAGAAUAGAGGUGAUGCUGGCGGCGAGAAAGAGCCAUACUACAGAUAUAAUGACCCAGGCUUUGAAAAAAUAGAGGGAAAAAAUGUAGCGCGACAGGAACAUCGGGAUGGGAAUUAGGAAAAUGAUGAUGAAGGACAUAGUGAGGGCAGCCAAAAUGGCUACUUUCAAGGAACCUUCGAGUACAGCAUAAUCCUCUAACUCAGUACUCUCCGAUGCCUCAUCGCUGACAGGCAAGGUUUGAGUUUCAGCAGGUACCUGUUCUUUUCUUUCAGAGUCUUGAUCAUGAUGUGUAGGGGACGGGAUGCCAUUAACAUGGUGUAAAGUGAGAGUGUCCGACAUAACCCCUCGAGCCAAUGUGCGACCUCCGGGAUUAAUUUUUCGAGUUUCUGACCAAUUGAAUCUAUUGUCUGGCUUGAACAGCGUCACGACGAUUGAAAUGAUCGGUCCCGAACAAAACGAGCCUAAAUUUCCCGCUAGCAUCGAGUAUGGUUCACCAGUCGUUUCUAUGGUCAAAGCGCCAAAAUACAUCUUAGCAACAAGAAGCCAGCAUGACAGACCAAUGCUGAGACCACCCAGGGCUCCACUAACUGCUGCAGCGCAAGUCUGUUUUCGCCAUAUAACAGUUAGAACUACGGGGCCUACAGCACCUGUGGUGAUGGUGCCGAUGAACAGGAAGAGCCAGUUAAGCGAAAGGCCGAUGCCGUUCCAUAGGCAAGCGGUGCAUGACAUAACUAUGGCCCAAACACACACCAUGAUAUGCGAGAUUCGUAUCAGAGACUCAGGGGAUGCGUCCGGCUUGAAAUGGAUUUGGUAGAUGUCAAACGUCAGGAUGGAUGAUGUCGCUAUCAUUUCGGAGGAUGCUGCAGAGGU
Serpula lacrymans var. lacrymans S7.9 is the source of this 2317-nucleotide messenger RNA. RefSeq lists its product as uncharacterized. Gene Ontology annotation, molecular function: protein tyrosine phosphatase activator activity; peptidyl-prolyl cis-trans isomerase activity. Gene Ontology annotation, biological process: mitotic spindle organization. The transcript is spliced from 11 exons. The coding region runs from base 95 to 1264 and encodes 389 amino acids. The record is from RefSeq and is a predicted model, not a curated record. Lineage: Eukaryota; Fungi; Basidiomycota; Agaricomycetes; Boletales; Serpulaceae. Gene Ontology annotation, cellular component: protein phosphatase type 2A complex; nucleus; cytoplasm.